UACAUUACAAGGCCACUCAACUACUUUCUUCUUCCGGGGAAACGAGGGAUAUAUUACUAUUAGCUGACGUGAGCCUAUUUUUUAUUUCUUGCAUGGGCGGGCAAGUGUUUUCGCAGUAACCAAACAUUCUUCAUGGUCUGUCUCCUUCGUCUUCAUCAAGAGACGAUCGCUCAGCAAACGAGUCCGUAGACCAUGAAUCCGCCAGAUGACAUCGCAGACCAGUUUUCUUUGUUCCCUCCAAUCCCAUUCACGUUAUAUGAUCCCCAUGAAAUUUCUCUUCCUGUUUCUGACCUUAAUCCUAACCCCACCCCUCUUAGCGCCAUCACGGACUUGGUCCCAGUUCCGAGCUCUAUUCAAAUCGAAGAACCUAGCUCGACUCACAACUUUCUCUCAUUCUCGAUCCCCAAGAAGCGAAGACGAGGCAGGCCUCAACGUGUUUCAACCUCCUUCAGCAUUCCUCAGUUUCCUUCUGGGACUUUUAACCCUAACAGUAACGAUUUUCCUUCUACUUCUAAUUCAAUUCGAAACAGCGUAGGAAACCCUAAUUCUUUGCCACACACUGCACUUGAUACCUCCGAUGAAAUCAUUGUUAUCAAUAGAGAAUCCACGGCUGAAGCGGUGAUUGCGCUUACAGCUGGAUUCCCCGCGGAUUCCCUCACCGACGAGGAAAUUGACGCUGGGGUAGUUCCUGUGAUUGGGGGAAUUGAACAGGUGAAUUACAUUUUGAUUCGGAAUCACAUUAUCGCGAAAUGGCGUGAAAACGUGUCGAAUUGGGUUGCAAAGGAGAUGUUUAUUGAUUCUAUACCUAAACACUGUCAAACCCUUUUAGAUUCUGCUUAUAAUUAUCUGGUUUCACAUGGAUUUAUCAAUUUUGGAGUUGCACCGGCGGUCAGGGAGAGAAUUCCAGCUGAACCCAAUAAGCCUAAUGUGGUUGUUAUUGGUGCUGGACUUGCUGGUCUAGCUGCUGCAAGGCAAAUGUUGCGUUUUGGGUUUAAGGUGACUGUGUUGGAGGGCAGGAAGCGGGCGGGUGGGAGGGUAUAUACUAAGAAAAUGGAGGGAGGGGGAAAUCGGGUUUCGGCUGCGGCAGAAUUAGGGGGCAGUGUUUUGACAGGUACAUCAGGAAACCCACUCGGGAUUGUAGCAAGACAAUUAGGCUCAACACUUCAUAAGGUUAGAGACAAAUGCCCUUUGUAUACUUUGGAUGGGAAGCCAGUAGACCCAGACAUGGAUAUGAAAGUGGAAACUGCUUUCAACCGGCUUUUGGACAAAGCGAGUAGACUUAGGCAGUUGAUGGGGGAUGUAUCAGUUGACGUUUCUCUUGGUGCAUCAUUAGAAACAUUCCUACAGGUAGAUGGGGAGGCAGUAAAUGCUGAGGAGAUGAACUUGUUCAAUUGGCAUCUUGCAAAUUUAGAAUAUGCGAAUGCAGGCUUAAUAUCAAAGCUCUCACUUGCAUUUUGGGACCAAGAUGAUCCGUAUGAUAUGGGAGGAGAUCAUUGCUUCUUGCCUGGAGGAAAUGGAAAGCUGGUUCAGGCAUUGGCGGAAAAUGUCCCAAUUUUAUAUGAGAAAAUUGUGCAGACAAUAAGAUAUGGUAAUGAUGGAGUGCAGGUAAUUGCUGGCAACCAGGUUUUUGAGUGUGAUAUGGCAUUAUGCACUGUGCCUCUUGGGGUUUUAAAAAGUGGCUCAAUCAAAUUUGUCCCAGAAUUGCCUCAGAGAAAGCUUGAUGGGAUAAAGAGAUUAGGAUUUGGAUUGCUAAACAAGGUUGCUAUGCUUUUUCCUCAUGUAUUUUGGGGAACGGAUCUUGAUACCUUUGGGCACCUUUCUGAUGAUCCCAGUCGCCGAGGGGAGUUCUUUCUGUUUUACAGCUACGCAACAGUUGCUGGUGGUCCUCUCUUGAUCGCUUUAGUGGCAGGGGAAGCUGCACAUAAUUUUGAAAGCAUGCCUCCUACUGAUGCAGUAACUCGAGUUCUUCAAAUUCUUAAGGGUAUAUAUGAACCACAAGGAAUAAAUGUUCCAGAACCUAUCCAGACAGUCUGUACCAGAUGGGGAAGUGAUCCUUUUAGCCUGGGAUCUUAUUCUAAUGUCGCAGUUGGGGCAUCGGGAGAUGACUAUGAUAUCUUAGCAGAAAGUGUGGGUGAUGGGAGACUAUUCUUUGCAGGGGAGGCCACAACCAGGCGAUACCCUGCAACUAUGCAUGGGGCUUUUCUUAGUGGGCUUAGAGAAGCGGCAAAUAUGGCACGCUAUGCUAAUGCUCGAUCACUGCAGAUUAAAGGUGAAAGGGGUCUGUCAAAGAAUGCCCAUUCUUGUGCUUCUCUUCUUGCAGAUCUAUUUAGGGAGCCAGAUCUUGAAUUUGGGAGCUUCUCCGUUAUUUUUGGUCGGAAGAAUGCUGAUCCAAAGUCAACAGCAGUUUUAAGAGUGACAUUUAAUGAACCACGAAAGAAGAGUCAGGAAGGUUCUACACCUGAUCGGCAACAUUCAAAUAAGUUACUUUUUCAGCAGCUUCAAUCACAUUUUAAUCAGCAGCAACAGCUGCAUGUUUACACUUUGUUAUCAAGGCAACAGGCACUUGAGCUGAGAGAAGUUAGAGGGGGUGAUGAGAUGAGGUUAAAUUACCUCUGUGAAAAACUGGGAGUGAAAUUGGUGGGAAGAAAAGGUUUGGGGUCCACUGCUGAUUCUGUUAUUGCCUCCAUAAGAGCUCAGAGGGGUAAUCGGAAACCCGCUUCAACUUCAUUGGCUCUAAAGACAGGUACAUCAAAGCUGAAAACUGGCACUUUAAAACGGAAGUGGGUGAGAAGGGCAAAAAUAGUACGGAAUGGCAAUGGGAUGGCGCCUUCUCCUGGUUCAAACUUGGUAAAUGGCAAAGUAUCAGAGGAAACUAGGACCACACAUCAAGCAUCUUUUGAUUCACUUGUGUCAGGGCAAAAUCAGGGUGACAUGUAAAGCAAUGAACGGAUUGCCACAUCUUGUUAAGAGGUGAGUAUCACACUAGCUGACUUGAAAGUUGCUCUCGGAGGUUACUAAGUUUUCUUACCCAUCCUUAUUGGUUUAUCAUACUGGCCCGCAAGGAACCCUAAUGAUAUAUCUGUAUCCUUCAUACAGAGAAAAUUCUUCUAUAUUAUCAAAUUUUAUUCUAGUUCACACUAGCCAAACAAUUCAACCUGCUCUCUUUCCCAGCUUUCAGGCCACACACGUUACAAACUGUAACAGGUCCAUAGUGGAUGUUGGAAUCACCAACUGUUGACUUUACUAGAAUUUCUACCAUCUUAAGUUGAAAUGCAAAUAUUUGAGUCAUCUCUAUCCCUUGUGAUGACCUCUCUGCUUUAAAGCUUUAGUUGCUUUUCCCAUCUCUUAUUUUUUUUGAUCUCCUUUUAGAUGGGGUUGUUGAAUUUUUUGGAAAGAGGGACAUAUGUGUGUGUGUAUUUUCCUAUUUGGCAAAUAAGAGAAAGAAAAAAAGGAGUUGGACAUCAGGUAAAAAAAAUGUUUCAGUUAAGCUGGAUUCUCUUUCCAAAUUAUGUUUACUAUGGACGAUAAUAUCCUAUUGGGUGAAAACUUCCUUUAUAAUCAUUUUUGUGGUAAUGUUAUUUGGAUUGGUCAGCAGGAGUACAUGCCAACUCUGACGGUAUCUGUACUUUUGGCGGAAGCACCAUACAGAUGCUGCUAGUCGUUGUCCAUUGUUCCUGUGAAUAUCUGGAGCCACAGGUCCUGCUAAAUUUUGGGAUCCUAAUACAACUGUUGAUGCUCUAGUGAUAGCAUAUCCGAGCCCCUUCCAGGUAUUCAUUUUUCCUAUGUCACGAUCUCAUAUCGAUUGAGUGGUUGGUGGUUUAUAACUACUCAGAUGGAUGUAGCUUAUACAAUUGUGUAGAUAAUAUUGUAACUACCUACCAAGCAAAAUGUUUAAGACUAGCUCUACCGGCACUGAGUUUUUAGAAUAGCUGUACCAGCACCUCAUAAAGUUUCUUAGAAUAGUUGUACCACCAUUAAUCUUUAUCCUUGAGCUGAUAUGCAACUUGAAAAGCAAUAACCCUUGUGUAAGGUCCAUUAUUUGGAAUGUAUGGAAACUUCAACUGACAAUCCCAAGAAUUCAUUAUUAGAGUGGAUGUUCAUCCAUUGGAGUUUUCUA
Molecule: messenger RNA, 4117 nt
Organism: Humulus lupulus (European hop)
Lineage: Eukaryota; Viridiplantae; Streptophyta; Magnoliopsida; Rosales; Cannabaceae
Product: protein FLOWERING LOCUS D
Exons: 6
Coding region: 193-2937 (914 amino acids)
Molecular function (GO): oxidoreductase activity; protein binding
Source: RefSeq, a predicted model, not a curated record